UUUUGAACGUGCAAUACCUAUGCAAUGCACACAGUUUGACAUUAUUUCGGUGUAUUAAAAAAUUGUGUUUUUAUAAAAUUGUUAUGCAUAAUCUUGCGGUUGAAAUUAUUUCGGAGUAUUAAAAGAAAUUGUAUUUUUAUAACAUUGUUAUGGAUAAUCUUGCGCUUGAUAUCUCCGAUGAGACGGAUUUUGUUGCAAAAACAACGAAAGAGGUGGAAGAAAACGUAGCAAAAAGUGAGAAUGAAAAUGCUAGAAAUGUAUCAAAAACUGAUGAUACAAAUGAAAUUUUUCAAGAGAAAGAUUUUUCAGCUAUAGCAACAAAUACAGUUAAAGAAAAUGUAGUUAUAAGUGAAAUCCAAAGUAAUAAUGUACAACCAAAUGAUGAGAAGGAUUCUUCUACAAAAAUAACGAAUAAUGACGUGAAAAAUAAACCAAAAAGUGAGAUUAAAAAUUUACCAAAGAAUGACACCAAAGAAGUUUUUAAAUCUAAAACGAAAAAAGAAAAGGAGGGUCAGCAGGAGAUGUGGCUGACUGUGAACGAGGCUAGUGGAUUGGGAUGCGACAGUGUAGCCAACCGAUUAGACUCCAAUCCUAGAACAGGACUCACCUGGCAAGAAGCCACACACAGAAGACAAUUAUUCGGGUAUAAUGAAUUUAGCGUUAAGGAUGAGGACCCUCCUUGGAAGAAAUACCUCGAGCAGUUUAAAAAUCCCCUAAUUUUAUUACUUUUGGCUUCUGCAUUGGUCUCAGUUUGCAUGAAACAAUUCGAUGAUGCAUUCAGUAUUACAGUUGCAAUUGUCAUUGUGGUCACAGUUGCUUUUGUUCAGGAAUACCGUUCGGAAAAAUCAUUACAGGAACUUACCAAACUUGUACCACCAUCUUGCCACUGUUUAAGGGAAGGUUCGCCGGACACCUUUUUGGCUAGAGAGCUGGUACCUGGUGACGUGGUGCUUUUAAAUGUUGGCGAUCGGGUACCAGCAGACAUUAGACUGUUCGAAGCGACGGAUCUCACUAUCGAUGAAAGUUCUUUCACUGGAGAAACUGAACCUGCAAGAAAAAAUAUCAAUGCGGUAUCGAGACCGAACGGUCCCAGCUCCUCCAAUACCAAUAUUGCUUUUAUGGGUACCCUUGUGAGGUGUGGAAACGGAAAGGGAUAUGUUGUGGGUACUGGUACCAACAGCGAAUUCGGCACCGUUUUUAAAAUGAUGUUGGAAGAAGAGGCACCCAAAACACCACUACAGAAAUCCAUGGACAGUCUUGGUACUCAACUAUCCAUCUACUCUUUUGGCAUUAUCGGACUCAUCAUGCUUCUGGGAUGGAUUCAGGGCAAAUUAAUAAUGGAAAUGUUCACGAUCGGUGUGAGUUUGGCGGUGGCGGCCAUACCGGAAGGUUUACCAAUCGUUGUGACGGUCACUCUGGCGCUGGGUGUUAUGAGAAUGGCCAAAAGAAACGCCAUCGUUAAGAAAUUGCCAACCGUCGAGACUUUGGGCUGCGUUAACGUUAUUUGUUCUGACAAAACCGGAACGAUUACAAGAAACGAGAUGACCGCAACUGUUUUGGUGACGGCUGAUGGUUAUAUUGCGGAACUCACAGGUGCUGGUUAUAAUGACCAUGGACAAGUUCUUCUGCACAAAUGCGAUUUUCCCGACAAAGCAAGAGAAAGCGUAUACCAUCUACUGGAAGUAGGCGUAGUUUGUAAUAAUGCCAUCAUCACCAACGAGCAGCUGAUGGGACAGCCGACAGAGGGCGCACUAAUCUCAGCUGCGAUGAAACACGGCAUGUACAACAUACAGGACAAAUACGUCCGAUUGCAGGAGUACCCUUUUUCCUCGGAACAAAAAAUGAUGGCUGUCAGAUGCGUGUCGAAGUACGACGAUAAAUACGAGGUUUUCUUCGUGAAAGGGGCGAUCGAGAAAAUUUUACCGAAAUGCACAAUGUAUAGCUGGAACGGCACGAUAAAACCGAUGGAGCCGAAAAAGGAGCAGGAUUUUAUCGCGGAAGCCCAUGAAAUCGGCAGGAAAGGUCUUAGAGUUAUCGCAAUGGCUAAAGGCACCACGCUGCAAGAUCUUACCUAUAUGGGUAUAGUGGGUAUUUGCGACCCACCAAGACCCUUGGUCAGAGAAGCCAUUAGCACUCUUAAGCAGUCUGGAGUCCAAGUUAAAAUGCUCACUGGAGAUUCAGUUGACACUGCUGUAGCGAUUGCCCAGUCAAUAGGGUUGGAGUGCCUUCCAUCGCAAGUAAUAUCCGGCGAACAGCUGGACGCGUUCAACGACAUGGAGCUAGAUGGCGCCGUGCCGCACGCCACUGUUUUCUACAGGGUGUCGCCGAAAAACAAGCUUUCGAUCGUAAAAUCAUUGCAAAGAACCGGUCACAUCGUGGGAAUGACGGGAGACGGGGUGAACGACGGCGUGGCCCUUAAGAAAGCCGAUAUCGGCAUUGCCAUGGGCAAGAAUGGCACCGACGUUUGUAAAGAAGCCGCCGAUAUGAUUUUGGUUGACGACGAUUUCUACACAAUAAUUGCAGCAAUUGAAGAAGGAAAAAGCAUAUUCUACAAUAUCAGGAAUUUCGUUAGGUUUCAACUAUCUACUUCUAUAGCAGCUUUGUCGUUAAUAGCUUUAGCUACACUAAUGGGGAUUCCAAAUCCACUUAAUGCCAUGCAGAUUCUUUGGAUUAACAUUAUAAUGGAUGGUCCGCCAGCUCAAAGUUUGGGUGUUGAACCUGUAGAGAAAGAUGUAGUAAAACAAAAAGCAAGAGAUACCAAGGAACCAAUGAUUACCAAAAAGCUUAUAAUAAACGUUUUACUUUCUGCCAUUUUCAUUAUUGCUGGGACAUUGUGGGUUUUCAACAAAGAAAUGAGUUCAGAAGGCAUUACAGCACGCGACACGACAAUGACGUUCACAUGUUUCGUGUUCUUCGACAUGUGGAACGCGUUAAGUUGCCGAUCUCAAACGAAGAGCGUUUUCCAAAUCGGUCUCUUUUCUAACAAAAUGUUCUUAGUGGCUGUAAGUUUGUCCAUAAUCGGUCAACUCUUGGUUGUGUAUUUUCCCCCGUUGCAGAGGGUGUUCCAAACUGAAGCUUUGACAGCUUGGGAUAUGGUAUUUUUGACGAGCCUAACAUCGUCGGUGUGGAUAUUUUCCGAGAUUAAGAAGCUGGUGGAAAGGCUGAUUGAACAGAAAGGCAAGGGCAAGAGGUCGCCUCUGGAGUACGUAUGACAGAAGAGGGGGCCAGGGGGAACCCGCCGCGAUUAGCUGCUUGAAGUUUCUUUGCCCCCGCAAAAUCGAAUGAAGAAUAGGCCCCCUUUAAUAAUGUGCAAUACUUCUAUGGUUUCAAUUGGCCAUAAGUUUAGAAGUGUAAAAUGUAAUGUUCACUUUUAUUAUCAUUAUUAUUAAAGUAGAGGAAGAGUAAAGUCAAGUUUUGGGAAUUAUGAUUUUUAUGUAAUGGAUACCUUAAAAUAAUUUUGUAAUGCGUUUGAAAAUUUCUAUUGUAGUCAUUCUCCCACCAUUUUAAGGUGAUCCUUAUUGUAAUCGAUGGAUUUUUAAAUUUACGUUUUCAGAGUUUAUUGACAAAAUUUCCAUUAUUACAUAAAAAUUCAUUGAUUAACAAGUUAGUUAAUUUUGUAAUUUAUUUUUUUGCACAUUUUAAAGGACUUUUGUUUGCAGCUAAUCCUAGUGUAAGUAGCUUUUAUAAAUAUUAUUUUCCUAUAGGUUUGAAACUUUGUAAAUAAAAAUAGCAUUUAAUAUAAUUUAUUUUAUACCCAGUAGUCAACACCUCUUUUGUUCUUAGUUUUUAGGAUCAAAUACUUCAAAUUAAUAUUUUGAAAACAAAAGGACAAAAAAGUUUAUAUUGACACGCGGUAUAUUUCAGCAAAUAUUUUAUUGACAGUUUUUAUUAAAAUAUAAAUUGCCAUGUCAUAUAAUCAGCAUGCACCAUCACUAAAGUAAUCAACAAUUAUGCGAUUGUUAGUUUUAAUGGGUAUUAGUCACAUUAAAAUUUAAAAAAAGUUGGGAUUUGUUAUGGUAAUCCAUGACACGCAAAUGUGAAUAAUGAGAAUCUCCAUUUUUUGUAUGUGUCCUAUUUGAAAUUGAUGCAUUUAAAGCAUUAUUUUACUUAAAAAACUAUUUAUUUAAUAUUUCAUGACUUAACGGCAAAAUUUUGGUUUUAUUUUCCUAUUUAUACCAAUUCAUUAUUAUACUUACUUAAAUAAUUGUACUAUAAUUUAUUAAUAUAAUUAUUAAAAUUACAUUUUUAUGCAAUUUAUUUUU
Molecule: messenger RNA, 4262 nt
Organism: Brassicogethes aeneus
Lineage: Eukaryota; Metazoa; Arthropoda; Insecta; Coleoptera; Nitidulidae
Source: the annotation of a GenBank genome assembly